UGGGAGUGUUAGCAUUGGACCUAGGAUUCGUAAAUCUAGGUUGGAUACCUUUUUUGCACCUCGCACUACUCCUGGGUCCCAACAGUCACUUGAGAGCAUGGGUUGGAACAAGGAGGUCCAUGAUGCUGCUAAAAUGGCAGUUGGCAGAUUUUGGAUCUAUGGCAGUAUUCCAUUCUUCACAGCCAGGUCACCUUAUUGGCAAGAAAUGGUUGAUGCCCUUACCAUUUGUGGGGCGGGGUUCAAAGCCCCUUCUGAGUUUGAUUUGAGGGGACCCAUUUUGACUGAAUUGGUGAAUGAUGUGAAGAAAGAAUUGGGUGAUCAACGCCAAAUAUGGAGCACUAAAGGUUGCACCAUCAUGACUGAUGGUUGGACAGACAGGAGAAAUAGAACUCUCCUUAAUUUUCUUGUUUCUUCCGCAGGGGGCACCGUUUUCAUCAAGUCUAUUGAUGCCUCCGCCCAUUGCAAGAAUGCCACCUACCUAUGUGAGCAGAUAGAGGAGGUGAUUAAUGAGGUGGGUGAAGAGAACGUGGUACAGGUGGUGACUGACAAUGCACCAAAUUAUGUUGCUGCAGGCAGACUAUUGAUGGAGAGGCGCCCAUCUAUAGUUUGGACUCCAUGUGCCGCCCAUUGCAUUGACCUCAUGUUAGAGGAUAUUGGAAAACUUCCAUGGGUCAAGACAUGUGUAGAAAAGGCAAGAAAUGUGUGCAAAUUUGUAUAUAAUCAUUCAUGGGUGUUGGCUCUUAUGAGACAAUACACAGAGCAUAAGGAGUUAGCUCGUCCAAGAAUCACAAGAUUUGCCACAAACUUCAUCACAUUGCAGUCCAUGCUUCGUUGUAAGAUGGCCUUGAGACGUAUGAUUGUUGGUGAGGAGUGGUCUUCCUCAUCCUAUGCUGCCACCCCAGCAGGGAAAGAUAUGGCAGACUGCAUUUUUGAUGAGCGAGGCUUUUGGAGCCCUUGUGAUGAGAUAGUGAAGUUUGUUAAGCCCUUGGUGGUUUUGUUGCAAGUUGCGGAUGGAGAAAAGCCCGCAAUGGGCUACAUAUAUGAGGGCAUGGAUAGGGCGAAAGAGGGCAUCAAAUCUAUCUAUGCAGGAGAUGAGAGUAAGUAUGGUCCCAUUUGGCAGAUCAUUGAUAAGAGAUGGCAUCAUCAGCUUCAUAGGCCCAUCCAUGCAGCAGCCUAUUAUUUGAAUCCGGCAUUCCAUUUUAGCCCUACUUUCAGGGCUGCUACGGAGGUCCUUGAUGGGCUAUACUCAGUCAUGGAGAAGAUGGCACCUGUUGGUUGUACUCAGACAGAUCUUAUGCGAGAGCUACAGUUGUUCUCAAAUGCACAAGGGGAGACCUUUUCUCGUCCUAUCGCCAAAGAAAGUAGGACAACUAUGAUGCCAGGUAAAAAUAAAUUGUAAGGCUUAAUUUUAGUUUUAUUGUAUAUUGUUAAAUGAGUU
Messenger RNA from Cryptomeria japonica (Japanese cedar), 1438 nucleotides. RefSeq lists its product as uncharacterized. Bases 98 to 1399 code for a protein of 433 amino acids. The record is from RefSeq and is a predicted model, not a curated record. Lineage: Eukaryota; Viridiplantae; Streptophyta; Pinopsida; Cupressales; Cupressaceae. The transcript is spliced from 5 exons.